Molecule: messenger RNA, 1674 nt
Organism: Histoplasma mississippiense
Lineage: Eukaryota; Fungi; Ascomycota; Eurotiomycetes; Onygenales; Ajellomycetaceae
Exons: 3
Coding region: 1-1674 (557 amino acids)
Biological process (GO): regulation of glycogen biosynthetic process
Cellular component (GO): protein phosphatase type 1 complex
Molecular function (GO): glycogen binding; protein phosphatase 1 binding
Source: RefSeq, a predicted model, not a curated record
AUGGGCGACACAAAUCUGAGCCAUCUUGAUGAUGAAGGGAGAGCUACAGAAGGGCCAAAGAGAAAUAGCCCGGAGGAUCUCAAGGCAGCAAUAAUGUCGCUUGAUCAGAACUCCAUUCAAGGUCAAGGCCCUUCCAGAAAAGGACUUGGCUCCAAUGCUACUUUAACUUCAAAACACACUCCAUCACCAUUGGAUCUAUCAAAAGCGUUAGCUACGGAGACGCAAUCUCGCUUGCAGAAAGACGAAUUAGGUGUGCCCCAUCCCAAUUCCUCGGAAGUAGUGACCCAUACCCCUGAGGAUAGUGACCGGGGCGAGGAUGAAAUGGAUCUCAAUACGAAGCCGUCUAUGGUGCGAAAGAAGUCCGGGGAACUGGUAAGGCCUGCUCUUCGACCGAAGAGAAGACCCUGUAGUGCCCCAGGCACACCGGUAUUUUCAAAGGCAGUCCAUUUCGACUCUCAGUUGGAACAUAUCCGUCAUUUCCUACAGCUUGACAAGCCCCUCGCCGUGAGCGCAGGUUCCUCCCCCGUGGAGAACUACGAUGGUGAUAGUGAAUUCCCAUUUAUGGAUCAUGAUGGACCACGCCAAUCAAAACUCAUUGAGUGGGAGGCUAGGAUAGCUAAUUUCCCAGAUGACCCGAGACAGAGAAAGACAAUGCCCGUCCGAUUGGAGCGGAUAUUCUUAUCUUCCGAUUACAAGAAUCUGGUUGGCGUCGUUGCCGUUGCCAACAUUUCCUUCCAGAAGCAUGUUGUGGCACGAUUCACCUUAGACUACUGGAAAACAACGUCUGAAGUUGUUGCGGAGUAUAACAAUGAUGUUCGUCGUAAACGAGCAAAUGACGAAUACGACACAUUCAACUUCACUAUCCACUUGGGGGAUGUGGGGAAUCUUGAAUCCAAACGGAUGUUUAUCUGCAUACGUUAUAAUGUCAAUGGCCUUGAGUUCUGGGACAACAAUAAUCUGAUGAAUUACCAUAUCGACUUCAUGAAAAAGCCCAAGGUGCAAAACGAGUCCAAGCCCGGGAGAGGAUCCUCCACUUCUCGACCAACGGGUGCUAUUCCACGGAGUAAGCCCACGUGCCCAGCCAUCACGCGGUCAAAAUCCGUGCCACCUUUCCCUGCAGACUCUAGGUCCAAGCCUCCCACUUCGUCUUCAGGACCAAAUCGCCAGCAGCACAACAUUUCUUCAGUGAACUUGUCUUCUUCUCGGAAGGAUGAUGAUUUCCCCGAUCCACCUCCUUUCCGAAGAAACGCAACUGCCCCUCAGACGUUUGGACACCGCUACGAUUUUGGAGCAUCGUUGUCAGCCGCAAUGCAGCCCGGAAGCGCUGGUCAGAUGCGUCGUGAUAUGACAACGUUUCCCGCCAACUCCAUAUCUAGAAAUCUAUCCGCCUCAAUUACUGAAGAUAAGCCGGUGAGGAGUGAGCCCUUCGAGCCUUCCGCGGCAGCCCCUCCAGGAGUUUCUCAACCACGUACAUCCUCGCACGGCCUGAUGAGGCAUUCCGACCUUGCUUCGGGACAGCCCUACCAUCAGUCGCCUAUGUACAAGGAGCUCGUGGAUAAGUACUGCUUCGUUCACAAUCGUCUAAACAUUUCUCGCGAAAACCACAUGCCAACGCCCCUCAAGACGGCGGAGCGACAACAAUUCAUACCCAUUCCGGUGCAAAGAGCGAUUUAG